Onychostoma macrolepis is the source of this 1170-nucleotide messenger RNA. RefSeq names its product interferon-gamma-inducible GTPase 10-like. The record is from RefSeq and is a predicted model, not a curated record. Gene Ontology annotation, cellular component: membrane. The transcript has a single exon. Gene Ontology annotation, molecular function: GTP binding. Bases 1 to 1131 code for a protein of 376 amino acids. Lineage: Eukaryota; Metazoa; Chordata; Actinopteri; Cypriniformes; Cyprinidae.
AUGAUUUCAAAAAGCAAGAGGAAAAAUGUUUAUGUUUAUGAUAUACACAAAAAUAUUUAUGUGGUUUCCAGAGAGUUUGUAGACAUAUUGUCUAAUGCCACAUCGAACACAGAAGAUUCAGACUCUCUUGGCUCAGACUUACAGGAAAUAAUUGACUCUCCACCUGCAGAGAAAACAAACAAACUGAAAAGUAAACUGAAGGAGUUAGAUAAUGUUACACUUAACAUUGCUAUAACUGGGAUGACAGGGGCAGGGAAGUCUUCCUUUGUCAAUGCCCUCAGAGGCCUUCCUAAUGAUGAUAAGAACGCAGCUCCCACAGGAACAACUGAGACUACCAUGAAGCCCAACAUGUACCCACAUCCCUCCAUGCCAAACGUGAAGAUCUGGGACCUGCCUGGAAUUGGUAGUCCAAAAUUUAGAGCAAAGAAGUACCUGAAAGAUGUCAAUUUCCACACGUAUGACUUAUUUCUCAUAGUGACCUCUGAAAGAUUUAAGGAGAACGACAUCGAGCUGGCCAGAGCCAUCAAGAAGAGCAAGAAGCUAUUUUAUUGUGUUCGCACUAAAAUUGACAACGACAUUCGUGCUGAAUCACACAAAAAAAACUUUGAUGAGCGGAUGUUGCUCGAAAACAUCCGAGAGGAUUGUAAGGCAAACCUAUUGAGAGUCGGAAUACCCAAAAUAGUCCUAGUCUCUUCAUUUAACUUGGAAAAAUAUGACUUUCAGAAGCUGAUCAACACCCUCGAAGAUGAACUUCCAGAGAACAAGAAAUUUGUUCUCGUUCAGUCUCUGCCUGUUUAUUCUCUAGAGGCCCUCACAAAGAAGAAGACAUACUACAAGAAAAUGAUUUGGCUAAAUUCAUUUGCGGCCGGCGUCAGGGCGAUAGCUCCCAUCCCGGGAUUGUCACUGGCCUGUGAUUACGGCAUCAUGAAGAAGUUUUUUCAGCAAGUCUUCACAGGCUUCGGUUUAUCAAAUCAGGCUCUAGAGGCGCUAUCAGAACGAGUGAACAAACCAGUGGAGCAGCUAAAAGCCGCUAAGACAUCACAUCAGAGUUAUUAUCAGAGUUAUUACAAAUCAUAUAAUGACUCUGUUGUUGCAGAAGAUAUGUCUUUUAGGAUUGAAAAUAUAAAGUAAUCAUACUAAUUGUACUCUUUUUUUUUUUUGUAAUUAUCA